Messenger RNA from Syzygium oleosum, 982 nucleotides. RefSeq names its product transmembrane emp24 domain-containing protein p24delta9-like. Gene Ontology annotation, cellular component: endoplasmic reticulum; endoplasmic reticulum-Golgi intermediate compartment; COPII-coated ER to Golgi transport vesicle. The coding region runs from base 96 to 731 and encodes 211 amino acids. The record is from RefSeq and is a predicted model, not a curated record. The transcript is spliced from 4 exons. NCBI's taxonomy places the organism in Eukaryota, Viridiplantae, Streptophyta, Magnoliopsida, Myrtales, Myrtaceae. Gene Ontology annotation, biological process: endoplasmic reticulum to Golgi vesicle-mediated transport; Golgi organization; intracellular protein transport.
CCUUUGACUUUUGUUCCGGGGCAACCUCCGAAGAGACGAAACCGAUCGUACCAUCGUCCACCUCGAUCCUCUUCGUCUUCCCCACCACCGUCGCAAUGAUCCGAUCGCAUGCGCUCCCGCUUCUGAUCCUGUCGUCCGUCCUGGCCACAUGCCGAUCGGUCCGGUUCGACCUGCAGUCGGGCCACACCAAGUGCAUCUCCGAGGACAUCAAGAGCAAUUCCAUGACCGUCGGCAAGUACAGCGUCGUCAACCCCAGCGAAGGCCAGCCCAUGCCCGAGUCCCACAAGCUCACCGUCAGGGUGACUUCGACGUAUGGGAACAAUUAUCACUACGCGGACCACGUGGAGUCGGGUCAGUUCGCGUUCACGGCCGCGGAGGCUGGGGAUUACAUGGCCUGCUUCUGGACCCCGGAUCACCGGCCACCGACCACGGUGACCGUUGAGUUUGAUUGGAGGACUGGUGUGGCUGCUAAGGAUUGGGGCAGUGUUGCCAAGAAAGGCCAAGUUGAUCUCAUGGAACUGGAGCUGAAGAAGUUGCAUGACACGAUCAACUCCAUUCAUGAGGAGAUGUUCUAUCUUCGCGACAGGGAAGAAGAAAUGCAGGAACUUAACCGAGCGACCAACUCCAAAAUGGCGUGGCUGAGUUGCCUUUCGCUUUUUGUUUGCUUGUCUGUGGCUGGCUUGCAACUAUGGCACCUCAAGACAUUUUUCGAGAAAAAGAAGCUCAUCUAGAUAUAUCAGGACAACAUUUCACAAUUUUUGUUUUCUGUAUCAUACGUGGAGUUAGACAGUAUGUUGAAAAGGACCAAAUAGGAGAUUACAUUGCUGGAUAACUUAAGUCGGCAUCAUACCACACAAAGGGACUUCAUUGCGCCAUCCUGUACAAUUGCAUUCUCAGGUCGGUCUUGAUGAAAAUAUUGCCUCUUGUCCUUCAGUUUGCUGGAAUGAACUUUGCUGAACAAGAAGGCCUCCUUAGCCUUUAA